This is a messenger RNA of Lasiodiplodia theobromae, 1854 nucleotides long. RefSeq lists its product as uncharacterized. Gene Ontology annotation, cellular component: nucleus. Gene Ontology annotation, molecular function: guanyl-nucleotide exchange factor activity; small GTPase binding. Lineage: Eukaryota; Fungi; Ascomycota; Dothideomycetes; Botryosphaeriales; Botryosphaeriaceae. Gene Ontology annotation, biological process: protein import into nucleus. The transcript has a single exon. Bases 1 to 1854 code for a protein of 617 amino acids. The record is from RefSeq and is a predicted model, not a curated record.
AUGCCCCCAACCCCGGAGGACACGCCGUGGGACUUUUCCCACGUGCUCAAUCUCAUCAACUCGCUCUCGCCCAAGCCUCAGGCAUCCGCUCUUCGCUCCGUGCCGCCAGAGCCUCCUCAGGAUGACGAGCUGAAGCAAAUGACUGCCGACGAGUCGUCCGGCGGCCUCGGCGACUUCAACAAGGUCUGGGAGUUCUUGGGCGUGCCGCACGACGCCCCGCCGCCCCUACUCCCGCUCCUCACUCCACCGCCUUCCGAACCAAGUGCCGAUAAGGAGAAGGAAGCCUACGCCUCGGACGGUGCUGCCUGCUACCAGUCGGUCGGCAAAGGCCACAAAUGGCUCGGGUCGGACGAAGAUGGCCCAGACACCCUCGCCAAUGGCGUCGACGACGUCUUCGGCACCGCUGCCGCAGACGUGUCCGACGCUCCGGCCAAAGACGCGGCCGGUCUCACCAAGACCCAGCGCAAGCGAGAGAAUCGCAAGGCUCGCCGCGCGGCCGAAGCUGAGAAGCGGGCGGCCAAGGCGAAGACGGUCAGCGACGUCGAGUCUGGAGAUGACGCACGGCUUUACACGCCCGCUCGCAAGGCCAGCGUCCAUAUCGUAGAGCCUCCCCCUAUCCCUGACGUCCGAUACAACCUGCGCUCACGUGCAGUACCUUCCACUCCCCAAGUAUCAAAGACCAAGGACGUGCCGACUCCGCAGGCGGUUCCUUUCACCGAACCUAAGAAGGCUGUCAGCAAGCCUGGUGCGCACGUGUUUUCUUCUACUUCGAAACCCAUUGACAUCCCGAGGAAUUCCAAGAAGCUCGAGGAUUCCGCGAUCCCCUUGAAGCUCUCAGGCUCUGACAAGGAUGGAGCGGCGAAGAACCACUCCGGUUCCCCGGUGAGGAAACGCGAUGCCUUGAAGUCUCGCAGUCCACCGAAACAACAUGAAAGCUUUAGCUCGCCUGCGCCCGCAGGCAUGAACUCGGGCUAUCUCGAUGCCAUCAUGAACCAGAAGCCGUUGUACUUCCAAGGCCCCGGAACGUCUCCUUCGCAACAGCAGCCCAGGCCCUUGACCAUUCGGGACAAGGAUGACAGGAACCUCCAUUUCCUGUUGACUCUCAUUCGCAACUUUGGCGAAGACAAGCAUUGGCUGGCCAAGCCCGCGCAGCUUGUCAACCACACGCAGGCGCCUGAUGGUAUUCAUGUUUUCAUUGACUUUUCUAACAUCCAUAUCGGCUUCCAAAACUGCGUCAAAACGAUGCGCGGCCUGCCCGUGCAGGCUCGCAUCCGCCGGGAGGACAUCGAUUUCGAAGCCCUCGUUUUGUUGAUGGAGCGACGUCGACCGGUUGCCAAGCGCAUUCUCGUCGGGUCGCUCCCCGCUAUUCCCGCCUUCGAGCGGGCAAAGUCUCUCGGUUACGAGACGAACAUCCUGGAUAAGGUGUUCAAGGCGCGCGAGCUAACCGACCGCCAAAAAUAUUUCCGUCAGCGCGAGAACCGCGCCUCCAGCGGCGGCGAGGGUAGCGGCAGUGGAUCUGAAACGAACACCGCAGCUCCCAUGAAAGCCAAGGAGGCAUGGGUCGAGCAGGGUGUGGAUGAGAUUCUGCACCUGAAGAUGCUGGAAUCGGUCGUCGAUGUCGACAAACCGUCCACCAUCGUGCUGGCCACCGGCGAUGCCGCAACUGCCGAGUACAGCCAAGGUUUCAUGCGCAUGGUUGAGCGCGCUCUCAAAAAGGGGUGGCGCGUCGAGCUCGUCUCGUGGCAAGCGGGCAUCAGCAACGCUUACAAGAAACGCGAUUUCCGCCAGAAAUGGGGGGACGCGUUCCGCAUCAUCAGCCUGGACGACUACGUCGAGGACCUGUUGGACACUUGA